CGCGCUGUCACCCCCGCGGCCCCUUCCCCACCGCUCUCCCGGCGCAGCGGCAACUGCCCUGCCGGGCUGCAGCUACAGCGGAGGAGGCGCUGCCCGGGGACCCCGCUUGUCGCGGCCGCUACCGCCGUCUGAGCUGCCAUAGCAACGCAGCAGACACCGAGGAGGGGGCUCUGGGCUCUGCAGCCCAGCUCAUGGUCAGAGCCUGAGGCCUGGGCCGGCCGCCUGGUGGCGGGACUCGUGGCCCCGCGCCCAGCAGUGCCUCCCUCUCCCACUGCAGCCUGGCCGGGAUGGGCAGCACUGCCGCGCUGGGUCCCCUGCCCGCUUUCCAGUUCCGACCGCGGCACGGGAGCCCAGACUGGCGCAGGCUGAGCGCUGUGGACGUGGAGCGGGUGGCGAGCGAGCUGGACGUGGCGGCCCUGCAGGAGCACCUCAGCCACGUCACUUUCUGCAGCACCGAGCGGCUGCUCUGCCCGCAUUGCCGGGGCCCUGCCGACCCGCUGCUGCUCAAGCUGGUGCGUCUGGCGCAGCUUUCCAUCGAGUACCUGCUGCACUGCCAGGAGCACCUGGGUGCCCAGCUGCAGGGCCGCGAGCAGGCACUGCGGGCAGCUGACACCCGGCUGGAGGAGGUGGGCAAGGAGGCGGCCCAGCGUGCCCAGGAGAUGAAGCUGCUGAAGGAGGAGUGCAGGCGGCGGAAGAAGAUGAUCAGCACCCAGCAGAUGAUGCUGGAGGCUAGAGCCAGCUAUCACCAGUGUCAGUUUUGUGAUAAGGCUUUUAUGAACUACUCCUUUCUACAAAGUCAUAUGCAGCGACGCCAUAAAGAAGAAUCUCAAACUGCAGAACAAAAGAAGAAAGCACAGACAGAUAAAUUACAGGAUGAGAUCGAUAAAUUGAAGGAGCAGUUACAGCUCACCAAGUCCCUCCUAGAAGCUGAACAACAAGCUCACAUGGCCAGAUUUUCUAAGGAAUAUGAACAUCAAAGAUCAAAAGAAGAAGAAAUUCUGCAAUCUUUUCAUAAAUGGAAAGAGGAAGAAAAAGAGAAAUUGGCUGAUGAAAUAGAGAAAGUAAAAGAGAUGUUUAUGAAGGAGUUUAAAGAAUUAGCUACAAAAAACACUGCAUUAGAAAAUCAAUUGUUAGAAUUACAGAAGUCCAAUAUUCAACUGAAAUCCAAUUUAGGCACUUUAAAAGACAGCCAUGAAUUUACAGAAGAGAGACCUCAGAAUGAUCAGGAUUAUCAAAAUAUGAUGCAACUUCUUGAAAAACAGGAGAGUAAAUGGACUUCCAGAAUACAAGCCCUCCAUCAAGAACAUGAAAAAGAAAGGUGCCAGCUACUGUCACAGAUUGAGAAGCUUAAAUCAUCAAUGACAGAGGACCUAAAUGCAAGUAACAUCUUCUAUAAGAAAAGGAUAGAGGAGCUAGGGCAGAGGCUUCAGGAACAGAACGAGCUGAUUAUUUCUCAAAAACAGCAGAUAAAAGAAUUGUCCACAAAAUCACUAGUAAGCAUCAAACCACAUGCUGUGAAUGCUCCAGCACAGCAUGUUGUAGAAUCUAAACCAAGUCUACAAGACACACAUGAAAAGGCACUCUUGGUGCAUAUGCUGGAUCCCAUAGAGGAGCUUUCAGAAGAGGAAAAAGAAAUAGAAAAAAAUGAACACAAAAUAGGCAGAAGUAAGCAACAUUUAAUAAAUGCUUUGAAGACUAAUCCUUCAUUAACUAAAGAAUUACGAACGGUUUUGGAGCAGACCCUGGUGGAGAAGUUGGAAUCCUUGGGAAUUAAAGCAGGUGUUCGUGGUAUCCCGAGUGACUACUUAAACAAAGUCUUAGUUUCUGUCGAAUCUGCCAGAGAAGAGAAAGAGAAACAAGUGCCUGACAUUCAACUAAUUCGAGAGCAUCUUGAACGCCAGGUCAGCUUCAGGAUUGAGGAGAGAUCUUCAUCGGCUUGUAAUAGGCUUGUUUCCAGCUCUCGUCUUGCUUCAGAAGAUAAACAGAAGAUGGUUCAUAUGGCAACUUCCUCAUCAACAAUGCAGCCAAAACCAGCAAAGCGGACUUCUACAGCUGUAUGCCCAGUUGAACAAAGAGUGACUUCUGCUGAGAAUACAUCUACACCAAGACCCAGGAAGCAUGUUUUUCGAAAGGGGGUUUCCAGAAAAACAUCUAGUAUUGGCACUCCACCGUUCAGCUCAGAAGAGGAAGUGGAUGAUGAUGAUAUUAUGCACUCAUAUAUAUCACCAGAAUUAUUGCAGCUAAAAGCAUCCAGCAACAGCAUGAAUAAUUGUGGGAUGGUUACAGGCAAAAGUGAUAUGGACUGGACUGAAGAAAGUGAAAUGGAGGAGAUUGAAACACCUUCCAAGCCUUCAAAAGGUGCACUUAUCCAAAAACUGACUGAACAAGUUGAAAAUACUCUUUCUAGCCAUGGAAAUAAGAAUAAGCCAGCUGGAGGAAUUAAUGUCACACAGGCAUUUAUUAAAAAAGAAGAUGCACAAGAACUGAAGUUCACAGAAGUUGAUGAUGAUGACUGGGAUAUAUCAUCUGUAGAAGAAGAAAAUUGUUUAUUAGCAAAAGAUGAGAGAGGGCAGAAGGGAACUGCAGUUCAAAAGAAUAAUGAAUCAAAUACUGCAUCAAUGGUACAUGCCUGGGGUGUUCCUAAGGCAAACAUGCCUAAGGAGGAAGGAUUUCAUGAUGCUGAUACAACAAGCACAUUAAAAAGCAGCUUAGUCACUGUAACUGAUUGGAGUGACUCUUCAGAUAUAUAACUGUUCAAUUCAAAAUGGCAGACAUUUCUGUUAGAUCAUAAUACAGAGUUAAAGACCCUGUCUAAAAGAUUCUGACUCCUAUUCAUUUUUUUCAAUUGUACAUUAAUAACAAGGAAGAUUUUUUACAAAAUGCUUGUGUCUUUUAACCUUGAACAGUUGACAAGGAGAUUUACAUACAUGUAAUUAGACCCUCAGUAUUUAGAAACUUGGGGUGAAAUCCUGGCCGAAUUGAAGUCAAUGGCAAAACUCCCACGAACUUCACUGGGGCCAGGAUUUCUCCCUAUUGUUUCUUUGUAAGACUGAAACCAGUUUCUAAAAUAGGCCAGAAGCAUUAACUAAUAGACCGUUUCCUGCAGAACGUUAGUUAUCAGUAUUUUUAAAGCCUUUUUUAAAAAAUGUAUAUAUUUUUUAUUUUAUCCUGAAUUUUAUAUAUAAAUGUGAACAUUUUAAAUAAGCUUUUUCUUUGUAUUAAAAUGUUAACAUUUCCCAGCAUGAUUUAAAGUAAGUGUCAGAGGCUGAAAAAUGGUAUAGUUUACAGAUUUGUUGGUGUAUGCCUUGAAACUUAAUACUGGGAAAGUGUUUCUUCUUUACUUAUUAGAAUAUGUUUUAAUGUGUAUUCAUCUAAAACUUCAAAUUAUAAAAAUAUAGCUAGACAGCUUGAAUGGGAACAAGAAAGGUACAGAUGUGGUAUUGAACACGUAUUUGUAUUUUUUUGUUUUUAUAUUCAGUUAACUUUUGCUCUUGCAGUUGCAUUAAUUUCCCAAGAUAGCUGCCUUCAUAAAAAAAAG
Molecule: messenger RNA, 3538 nt
Organism: Gopherus evgoodei (Goodes thornscrub tortoise)
Lineage: Eukaryota; Metazoa; Chordata; Testudines; Testudinidae
Gene: DZIP1
Product: DAZ interacting zinc finger protein 1
Exons: 19
Coding region: 288-2750 (820 amino acids)
Biological process (GO): cilium assembly
Cellular component (GO): ciliary basal body; cytoplasm
Source: RefSeq, a predicted model, not a curated record